CCCAAACCAAAAAUAUUGACAUUCCUUUUUCCCGCUCAGCCCAAAAUUCCUUCUCUUCAUCCACACACCAAGCGCACUAACUCCCAACACUGCCGUCCUCACCCGCCGCCGCUGCAAUGGAACGCGAUACGGAGGCCGCCAUCAUCGACAAACUCCAGUCAGCCACGGAUCUCUCCGGCAUCCACCGCAUCAUCGCCGCUCACCUCCACCCUUUCACCCCUUUCUUCAAGCCUUCCGCCUCAGCCGUAAAAAAACCAGCGAAAGUUUCAAAAUCUAAACCCCCGGACGACCCCCCCUCCAUCCGCCCCCUCGCCAAACAUUUCCUAUCGUUCAUACACAAGUCCCUUUCCCUCCUGCCCAAACGCCUCACCGAAUCCCCUCCAAUUCCUCGGGAAUCCGCCAUGGAAUUGUUUGAUAGCUACCGCCUCAGCCUCAACUGCCUUGACCUGAUUUCACCGGAGCUUGCCGGAAAGCCCCAUUCUGUUCAGGUGCAGAGAAUUCGGUACGUACACUGUCUGGAGCACUGGGAGCUGUAUAAGGAGGCGGAAGCUGAGGGUUUUGAUGUGCUUGAGAGCUUACGUGAGAUUGUAGGAGGACCAAAGAGUAAGUCCAGAAAGUCAAAGGCGCGUUUGGUUCCUGAGUUAGACAAGGACAAUGUGGAUCAAGAAGUUGCGGCUAUUAUCUUAGAGAUUGUUGUGACACUGGUGAAAUGUGCGUCAAAGAGGAGGAGUGAAGUGGAUGCUGAUUAUUGGAGAGUAAUUUUGUUGGUGAACGAAUCGGAGCCAUGGUUCAAGAUUUUGGAUGCCAAAGACUACGAGAAGUUCCAUCGUUUCCUGGAGACAAAUUUGCAUAUAAUCGCUCUAUUUCUGGUAGCAGAGAUAAAAUCUUUUGGAAUGGAUUUGGUACAGAAGUUCACUAUGGCCUCCAUUAAAGAAUACAAGAAAUCGCAUAAUCAUGAUCAAAUGAAAAAGGUUGCACUCAAGAUUUGUUCGUCCUUAUUUUCUCAAAGGGACGAGCUGUCAACUAAUAUCAUUAUUGAUGUGUUGAAACAUAUCUUGGAUAUGAUGGCUGCUGAAUGCAAGUUACGUUGCGAGUUCAACUUCACUACGUACAUGUGGAGAGAAUCCUAUAAAAAGGCUGCUAGGAAUUUCAGCAAAUCCAAGAUUUGCCUAACCAAAAUCAAUGGAUCUAACCAUGUUGGAGAGGAAAAACCAACACUUGGAUUUCUGGAACUUGUAUGUUAUUGUGCAAAUAAAUGUCAUAGUGUACCUGUCAUUUUACGUGAUCCUGUUGCGAAACUGUUGUCUGGAUUAGCUGGCCGUUUUCGUAAGGAUUUGCUGUUCAUCAGCUCUAUUAUGAGGCUUUAUGCUAGUGGAUUAUUAGCAAGUCCGUCAAAGAAUCAGUCAAAAGGGGAGGAAACAGGAAAUUGCAAUAAGACUCCACUGGGAUCUGCUCUUCAGUUUCUGCUGAAUAACCACGAAUGGCUUCAAGAAGUUGCAGCUUCAAUUAGCUUUUUGAAUGACUACUUUGGCAUUGGUGCCAAAGAAAAGGAUUGUCAUAACAACGGAAUAUCACACUCACCUUACUGGGAAGCACUCAAAUUUUUUUGUCAGUCACUUGCAGAGUCCAUCUAUUCCAAUAGGAAUAAUUUUUUCUCAGAGGCAGAGAGUUAUUUGGAUGAUUUAAGCAGUAUCCACAAUGCAUUUCAUCAAUUUUGCUAUAUGUUCCUUCAAUGUCUCAGUUCGAAUGAAAGGGAGAGAGAGACAUCUGGAGACAACCACAGAGUGAUCUCCGUUGUAGUUGUUGCUGCUCUUAUGCUCUCAAUGAAGACUAAUCAAAAUAUUAAGGAAAGCACACUGUUGGUGAAGAAUGUUAUUUUGACUGAGUGGGUUCCGGUUAAAAGGCUUAAGUAUUUAUACGUUUGUCUCAACAACAUAGCUGUAAUUUUAAACCGGAAAAAGUGGCUGAAGGAGGCAACAAAAGCUUUGAAAUUAUGCUGUAAAGCUGCCUGGUACAAUGUGGUAGAUCUUUGUAAAGUGUAUGUCAACAAGUCACAAGUGUCUCAUGAUGAUCUGUCGGAAAAGGACAUUGCAGAUUUUGUUACUGAGGCUUCUGGAAAAGUUGCUUUCCUUCUGGAACUCAAUCAAGAUGCUUAUUACAAGAUAAAUGGAAUCAUUAAAGAAAGCCUUAAAUGCUGGUCCAUUUCAGAAAAUUUGAUUGCGAUACUACCAACUCCCGUUUCUUUGGUUAAGGAGUGGGUGAAGAUACAAUAUCUACUGUCAAAGGAUGCAGAUUCAGAGGAUGGCAUAAUGCUGUAUUCUUUGCUUGCAUCUCCUAAAGAAAUAUCUAAGAAGUCUCUUGGGAGAUUAUUGGAAGAGGAGCUUCUUGCAUAUGAUGAAAAGAGUUACAUAAAUCCUGGAUAUGGCCUCAGAAUGCGAAUGAAAAUCAUUGGUGUUCUCUUAGAAGAGGUUUAUGUUACAAAAGACAGUAAUAUAAUGAAGUCUAAAACUCUCCUACAAAAGGGGAAACUACUAAGAGUUUAUGGAUUAGCACGACUUGAUGAGUGUAUCAAAUGUCUAUCAGAAGCAAUAUCCAUAUUGAAGUCAAUAUGUGGUGCAAGAAAGAGUUGUUGUUCUCUGGUUCAUCGGCUGCUUGUGCAUGCUUAUAUUUUGCAUGCUUUGUUCACCCAGGAAGCAUCACCCAGCACACUCGUUUUAUCACCUGAAAGGCUAGUUGGCUUUCUUCAUGAUGUUAACACUGCACUGAAUCUCUGCCUGAGCCCAGAUCAUGGCCAUGCAGAGGAACAAUAUGAAGACAUGCUUUAUUUGUGGUAUCAGCUCAUCGAUUUCUUAUCCAUCAAAGGAUACUUGGAAAGUCACCCUAUCUUGUAUGAUGUUGUGAUCAAGUUAUUCAAUGGGAAGAACUUUUCUUUCCUGACGACUGUAUCUGAGCUCUGGAGAAGUAAAAGGCUCGGUCAUGCCCUCUGUGCUUCACCUGUAAAUCAUAUUUUUGUCAAAACUUUUUCUAAGCACCAGAGCCGAGAUUGUAGCUCUGCCGAAUUUUGGAAAAUGUUCAUGGAGGAACUGAAGCCACUUGCAGUUGGGUUUCAUCACAACAAUAGUGAGAUUGAGCAAGCAGCCUCUGGUCUAAUUUCCAAUGUUCCACUCUCCAGUUGUUCAAUGUUCCUUUCGUCGAAUCUCUACUAUGAUUUGUCUGAAAGACUGAUGUCAAGUGGAAGAAUUACUGAGGCUCUUACAUAUGCAAAAGAGGCUCAUCGCUUGCGUAGUAAACUGUUACAACAAAAAUUUGAAUAUUCAGUGGAGAAAAUGUUUGAAACAUUUCAAGAGAAUGGGAUAAUCGUUGAAAAGAGUUACUUUGGCAUCAACACCUUUAGAGUUGCUGAUACCAUUGUGAUGAAAGGCUCUUGCGAUUACGAAGGCUGCAUCCUUACUCCAUGGAAUGUCUUGAGUUGUUACCUUGAAAGCCUAUUACAGGUUGGAUGUGUCCACGAGAUACUCGGAAAUGUAACUGAGGCUGAUAUGCUUUUACGGUGGGGUCGGAAUGUCUCCCAGUUUCAGGGCUUGCCACUUUUUGAAAUAUCCUUUUCUUCUAUGUUGGGAAAACUAUACCACAAACAAAAGCUCUGGAGCAAUGCUGAAAAAGAAUUGUCCAGUGCUAAGAAAACUCUGGCCGACAACCUUCACAUCAUUUCCUGCAAAAAAUGUGUACUUAUGUUGGAAAGUUCUAUCGAUCGGCAAAUUGGAGAUUUAUUCUUGAGCAGCUCUUGCAGUACUGGGGACACGCCUUUUCCAAAGAGGUUGUUUAAUGCAAAAAGAUUGUAUAAGUCAGCCUUGGACAACCUAAACCUGACCGACUGGAGGAGUUGCUACUCUACUUCUGAAGAAGCUGCUGUUGAGCAGGUCAUAAGAGAGAUAUCUGAACUUAGAAUUGAACCCAGAAGAUCUAGAAGGACAAAGAAGGAAUUGAAACCUGCCUCUCAGAAACAGGACAUGGUUUGUGGUCGUAACCGUAGGGUUACUCGGUCCACCCGUCAGCCUUUAUUGGAAACCUGUGAGCUUGUCACAAAUGAAAGACAAACUAGUCCGGCUGCUGAUUUGGCCACUGAGCAUUUGUCUACUGCUUCUGUUGGAUCUGAUCAUAGUGUGCGGAACUCUGAAUCAAAAUGUUCUGCUGCUGAUUUUCAAAGUGACAUCCUGUCCCUUUGCAACAAAUUUAAGUGUUGGCACUGUCUUCACAUUGAAGCUGUUGAAUGCAGCAGUCUGAAUAAUUUCAUACAGACAAAAUGGGAGCUGGUUUACAGAAAGCUUUGUUUACGAGUACUCAUUAGUAUAGGGAAAUUUUCUGGAAUAUGUGGCGAUAUUCAUGAAGCUCAUGAAAUUUUAUUGCAAAGCAUAUCAGUUCUAUUCAGAAGAAACUCAAAUUGUUCCAAGUACUCUUCAGAUUCCCUUACUUCCUUAAUUGAGUCAAUUGGAAAGCAUUUUCCUGGAGAUACAUUGGCAGUUGAACGUGCUGCACUCCUUUAUUAUAUAUGCUGGUUCACUUUGAAAAGUUAUCCUAACCAGCGUAGCAGGAAAUUCUGCUGUGAGCUAUCUGGGAUUGGGAUAGUGAGGAUUAUUUCCUUGUUGAAGCUGUCCUUCACACUUUGUCGGGAAAUCCCUGUACUUUUUCAAAAGAUAUCCAGGUUGCUGGCAACCGUUUAUGUACUUUCUACCUCAUUGAAGCAAUGGUCUAUAUCUCCAUGUGAUGAAGGUUUCGAAAGCCGGUUGGGUUCAUUCUUCCAUCAGGCAUCACUAGGAACCCAUCUUAAUCAGCAAAUUGUAUAUAACAUCAUGCAGAGAAAACAAACCCAAGUCGUUGCAGAUUCUGAGGAUUCUUCUCUUCUAUACUCGGAGUCAACCAUUCCCGACAUAUCUUGUUCGCUAAGGUCUGCCCCUGAGUCUUCCGAGGAUCUGGAAGAAUUUGUUCAAAAUUUUUUUGAGGGCCUGCCACCAACUCCAGUCAUCUGCAUUAGCAUUAUUGCCGGAGCUGAUGGUACAUUGAUUAGUGAACUCUUGUGCUGUUCUCCAACUGUUAGAGCAUGGAUUCUCUUAUCCCAUCUGAGCUCAGAUAAUCAGCAUGUUGUACUUUUACCUGUGUACAAAAUAUUGGAAGAUGCUUUAGAUGAUGAUGCUAGUUCAAGCUCAGUUGUCAUCAACUGCAAAGAUUGUGUCAAGCAGUGGCAGUGCCCCUGGGUCUCCUCUGUGAUUGAUGACAUAGCGCCAGUGUUCAGAAAUGUACUUGAGGGAAAUUACUAUUCAUCCUCGGACUAUUUCCUUGAAUGUAUUAAAGAAAGCACAUCAUUAUGGUGGGCACAAAGGAACAGCCUUGAUCAAUGCCUGAGCAACUUUCUACAGGAUAUGGAAGACUUGUGGCUUGGUCCUUGGAAGCACGUGCUUCUAGGUGAAUGGCUGGACUGCAACUAUCUAGACUCUAUACAAAAGAACCUCUCUAAAGAUGAGAAGAGUCUCUUGGAGCUUGUUGUAACAAAAAAAUGUUAUGUUGGUCUGAGGUGUGAAGCAUCUUCCAAAUCCUCGGAUGAAUUCGAUAACACAGUACAGUUAUUGUUCAAAAGAGUGCUCGAAAUGUCUGACAAUUUUGACCAGGCUGAAUACAACAGAAAACCUAUCAUUUUGGUUUUGGACUUCGAUGUGCAGAUGCUUCCAUGGGAGAGCCUACCAAUAUUGAGAAAUCAAGAGGUUUACCGAAUGCCUUCUAUAAGUAGCAUUUUUGCAACACUUGACAGAUGCCAAGAACAAUGUGAGACAAGUAGUUCAGCCUUCCCACUGAUAGAUCCCCUAGAUUCAUAUUAUUUAUUGAAUCCAGAUGGCGAUCUCAGCAGAACACAGAUGGAGUUCGAGAGCUGGUUUAAAGGUCAAAGAAUAGAGGGAAAAAUUGGAACUGUGCCCACUAUCGAGGAACUAUCCCAGGCCCUGAAAAACCAUGACCUCUUCAUCUAUUUUGGACAUGGAAGUGGUACACAAUAUAUUCCGGGGCAUGAGAUUCAGAAACUCGACAACUGUGCUGCUACUCUACUUCUUGGAUGUAGCAGUGGAUCUCUUUACCUGAAGGGCUCCUAUUUACCACAAGGGGCCCCAAUUUCCUACAUAUUGGCUGGGUCCCCAGUUAUAGUUGCGAAUCUGUGGGAAGUGACAGAUAAGGACAUUGACAGGUUUGGAAAGGCAAUGCUGAAUGCGUGGUUGAGAGAAAGAUCAGCCCUUUCAUCUGAGUGUACUCAAUGUAAUCCGCCUGUAAGCAACUCUAAGUUGAGAAUAUGUAAUCAUAGGCCGAGAAUCGGAUCGUUUAUGGGUCAAGCUCGAGAUGCUUGCCAUCUUGGCCAUCUCAUUGGGGCAGCCCCUGUUUGUUAUGGUGUUCCCACUGGGAUAAUUAAAAGAAAAGAUGUAUAGUAACGAUUUGUUUUAUUGUAAUUCAGUUUUUGUGGUGUUGAUUGUAAAUGAGAUGGAUUAGUGAUAUGAAGUAUCCAAAUUGAG
Molecule: messenger RNA, 6548 nt
Organism: Striga asiatica
Lineage: Eukaryota; Viridiplantae; Streptophyta; Magnoliopsida; Lamiales; Orobanchaceae
Source: the annotation of a GenBank genome assembly